AUGUGCCUCGCCUCUCGUACAAUAACAGGCUCGCACACAGCGUUGGCUAGCGAUCCUACCAGCAAACAAUGGAAAGAUUUCGCUGCAAAAGAGUUCAUGGAGAACAAAACUCGAUUGACACCCUUCACAGAGUCCAGCGCAUCUCCUCCUCUCUCUCCCUCUCAAACAACCAAACUUGCUGUUCGAUCACACGACCACGACGAUGACAACCCCACUGCCACUGUAGUCAGUAGUCCAAAUCCUGGUUCACCAUGGUUGGAAUUUGCAGCACACAACCACGAGACGCAACCACCACCGAGACAUGUCAACACAUACGAUGCUUCACGAUCGAAAAGUCCACCGAGUUGUGCAACGUUGAAAAGGAGUAUCAGCGACAAGGUUGGGCAGCAACAACAACAGCAACGGGGUGAUCUGGUUGGCAUGCAACACUACCAAGAGCAACUAUACCUAUAUGCCCCACAGCUAUCAUCCGAUCCACCAAAGUGCUUCUGUAAUCAACCUGCACACAUACGCAACACAUCCGACCAUGGCAUUGUAUAUGAAUGCUAUCGUGUAACAACAUCCUCAGAUAGCGCUAUGCAAAGUUUGCCAGUAUGUUGUACAUUUCAUGUGCACAAGGAACCAUGGUCUUCCUUUCAACAAGCAUUCCACAAUGGUCGACGUAUCGAUCCCAACCAUCCACAUCUCCAACAAUGUUCAGCAUUCAACUAUACCUUCCGCACCAUCUUUCGUACCGAAAACGCAUAUCCAAUGAGAUUACCCAUGUCUCCUUUAUGUUAUUGCAACCAUCUUGUACGUCCACAUCAGGACUAUACUCGUACCAACAACAGGAUGGCCUUGGUAUGUCCAAAGAUGGCCUCAGACCUAUUGCGUUACAAGGCAUGCCAAUGGUUUAUGUGGGCUGAGGAUGCAAAGGCUUUGCAAUCAGCGUUACCCCAUCCAACAUCAUCAUCUUUAUCCGAUACUAUCAGCACCACCCAUCAUGACGACAUCUCAGCCAGCAACACGACCACCAGCAGCAUUGACAAGAAGGAGAAGAAUGAUCGCAAAGAUGUUGAAGAUAACGAUGAGACAAGUUCAACAGUAUCCACGAGUCAACAAUUGAAACACAGCAACGACUUUAGUCGAGAUAAUGGAUUAAUGACAGCACCAUCCUCACCGAACACAUUGGAUGCGAAAUCCACAACCACGUCCGAAGAUGCUUCCAUCUACAAAGCUACACCAGUGCACAUGAUUCAACCACCCUCCAAACAAUUAUCACCAGACACCGACAAAAGUCUUGAAUUGAUACGUUUACUCAAGGGAGCCAAGGUGCCUGAAUGGUAUUCAGACGACCAACAUCAUCAUCACCAGCAUCAUCCAGAUACUGUAUAUCAUGGAGACACAGCUUCUUUGGAUAGUGACGAUCAUUCAUCUACACAAUCCACAGUCCCUGGUAGCCCUUCAUCUCCUUUCAAGGUAUCCAUGCCUGUUCCUGCUUCAGUAUACGCUCGUAUCUUGUUGGAUAAGAAGAAGUCAGAGUAUGAUGAUGAACAAGUCUCGACGCUGAAUCAACAUGCCUUGAUGAUGGAGAAUGAAUUGAAACGGCUUGAGGAUGAGAAUCAGCAAGUGAAAACGGUUUAUGCGGCCAAGGAAGAUGAGUGGAAUAGUCUUUUGCGAGCACACGAAGAGGAUUUGGCAGAGAUGGAUCGUUGGGAAGAAAAAAUCAAGGACCUUGUCAAGUUGGAUAAUGCAAUGGAGUUGCUAUGGGACAAUACUUGCGAUAUAGCUGAAGAGGAGAUAUCGAAUGUGCGAAAGGCGAAGCAGUGCGAGAUCAUGAUCAACAAGUUGAAACGAGAUUUGGUGGAUCGUAUGGAGCAGCUCAAGUUACAAAUCGCAAAGAAAGAGGACCUGGAUGAAAGAACUUCUUUAAGGGAUUUCAAAUGCCGAGUAUGCUUCCAAGAAAACAUCGAAGUAGCACUUGUACCAUGCUUCCAUUGCUCUUAUUGUAGGCCAUGUGCAGAGAAGCUUACGGAAUGUGCGAUUUGCCGUACCAUCAAGUUUGGUGUUCAGACUGUAUAUUUGAGCUGA
Molecule: messenger RNA, 2070 nt
Organism: Lichtheimia ornata
Lineage: Eukaryota; Fungi; Mucoromycota; Mucoromycetes; Mucorales; Lichtheimiaceae
Exons: 2
Coding region: 1-2070 (689 amino acids)
Source: RefSeq, a predicted model, not a curated record